Messenger RNA from Coniosporium apollinis CBS 100218, 2118 nucleotides. RefSeq lists its product as uncharacterized. Gene Ontology annotation, molecular function: protein binding; chromatin binding. NCBI's taxonomy places the organism in Eukaryota, Fungi, Ascomycota, Dothideomycetes. Gene Ontology annotation, cellular component: cohesin complex; synaptonemal complex. Gene Ontology annotation, biological process: mitotic sister chromatid cohesion; replication-born double-strand break repair via sister chromatid exchange; synaptonemal complex assembly. The transcript has 5 exons. The record is from RefSeq and is a predicted model, not a curated record. Bases 1 to 2118 code for a protein of 705 amino acids.
AUGAAGGUUCAGCUCCGUUCCCACUUGCUGCGCGUUACUCAUCGCUCAUUGCCUCUGCCAGUCCUCACAUCGCGCAAGUACGGCGUCGCCACAGUCUGGCUUGUCGCCACUCUCGGUUCGAAGUCGUCACUGAAGAAGGUCAACCGGAAAGCGAUCCUAGAAGUCAAUGUCCCCAAGGCAUGCGAGACCAUCCUAAUGCCAGAGGCACCAAUGGCGCUGCGGCUGCAGAGCAACCUUCUCUACGGCAUCUCACGCGUCUACUCUCAGCAAUGCGGCUACGUCCUCGCAGACGCGGAAAACGCGCAGCACAGCAUCCGCGCACUUCUUAAAGUCGUCAGAACCACCGAUCUCGAUCCGGAAGCUGGUAGAGGAAGGCACGCGCCCGAGCAGCUCCUCCUGGGGGAUGACCCAUCUUUCUUGCCAGACCUGGCGCUGGCUCCUUUCGACUUCGACCUCUCCACCCUUGAAGCCUCCCUGACGGCCGAAUCACCUUUGACCUCCCUUUCACCGCACACGCCUACCACCAGCCCCGGCGCUGCCUUCGGGGGACCAGUCGGUGGCCUCGUUAUCCCUACCUCAGACACAGGAGCAGUGGGUGACAUUGGUGGCUUCAUCGUUCCGGGCGACGACUGCCUUGGGGCAGCCGCAGCACCUGGCGAUGAUGAAGGAUUCUUGCCUGAGGCUGACUUCUCGUUCGAUGCGGAAGGAAAUCUGCUGGACUUCUCAGUCGCUGGGACAGCACCACGACCGAGUGUGCCAAGAACGGGCGCAGCAGCUGGGGUUGGCGAUGUCACUGCUGCCAGUGCGCGGGUUCGCGCAGAGCAUGCUGCAGGUGUAGCAGCCGGAGUUCCCCUCGGAGACCAGAUGGACAUUGACCUGCCCAUGAUAGGAGACGACAACAGCCUGCCAGAAGGUGAAGCCUUCCCAAUCGCCCAACGCCCCCCACCCGCCAUCCUCCGCGGCUCGUCCCUAGCUCGUGAGACGGAAGCAGAGCCAUCCUCUGAAGCACUUGAAGCGCAGCAAGCCCGCCGUCCUCGCGCCCCCCGCGUCAUCGCACUCGACCAGAGCAUUGAGCUACGCCACGGCGAUCUCGCCCGCUGGAACACAGAUUACCUGGCCAACAUGCAACAAGCCGGGCAAACCAAGCUCGCCCACCGCCUUCCCCUCCAAGCGCGGAAGAAUGCCGAGUUCUGGGUCCUGGGCGCCGGACUCGGUGGCAUCGGCGCACGACCUACAGAUGGGAUCACGAACCCUCUCGCUGCCUUCGCGGGCGCGGGCCUCUGGGAACAAAUCACGGGACAGACUUUCUACGCUGGCACAAAACGCGAUCGCGACAGCGGCAUCGACACCGAGACCGAAGAAGCCGCCCGCCGCGUGCGUCCGCGUCCCUCCGCCGACGACGUCUUCCGCGGCGUUGGGCCGGAGCAGGACGAGGGCGUUAUUACGGGCUUCGGCGACCAUGACGUCGAGUUGCCGCGUGAGGCACCCUCGGCACUCGACGACAUCUCCAGCGUGCUGCCCUGGAACAUCACGGCCUCGAUCCGCGGCUCCUCUGUCGCCCGUGCCGCGAGCACCAUCCGGCGCGGCACUCUCGGGCGUCCUUCCUCUGUCGGCGUGCCUGGCUCCCUCGGGCGACGUAUCGUGAGUCCGAGUCCUCUUGUCGGCCGCGGUGGGCCUCUCCCGGCGGGAAUCGAGGAGCUGGACUUCGGCGCCAGCGACGCGUUUGCGGAUCUCGGCGACCUAGGAGCCGCACCGCCGACGGGAGACGACGAGUUCGAGCUCUAUGGGCCGGCUGCGGCGGUGGAUACACAGACGGCGGGGGAGAGCCAGUGGCAGCGUGCUGCGCUGGAUGAGCAGGCGCAAAACUUCCUCACGUUUAUUGAGGCGGGGAUCGAGGAAAAGCGCGGUAGAGCUGCUGAUGGAGAAGUUGGGGCCGCGGCGCGCACGGAGGAUGUGAGUGAGGUCUCGUUCGAGGAGCUGUUGCCGCCGGCUACCAAUUCGAGGAUGGUGGCUGCGCAGGCGCUGUUGCAUGUGUUGAGUCUGGCGACGAAGGGGCUCAUUUCAAUAAGGCAGGAGGAAGACUUUGGGGAGAUUGGGCUGGGUCUGAUUGAGGUGUGA